ACAGCAGCCAAAAGCGGAUGGAUUCACUGUAGGGCUGCAGGACACACUCCUGAACACACACAGGACGUGAAUGCAGCACAAAACAGCCCGAGCAGGAGAGAGAGAAAGAGGCAGCAGUGCCGAUGAGCCCCAGUGAACAGCAGCCGGGUCCUUUUUCAAACACACACACACACACACACACACACGCUGUCACACAUGCACUGCGCUCCAAAACCCACACAAACAAAUGCCAGGACAGUCUUGCACAUGCAAUCCAGUAACGAGAGCACCAUCAGCCCGAGCUAUCUGCCACUGUUGGAGGCAGCUCUCACCGCUUCUCCGAGACACAAAGCUGGGAGCCUGCUGGGGAAAGGAGCUUCUGCUGCUUUUUAUAGCACAAAGGAGAGGAGAGGGGAGAGCCAGGACUUUGUCUGGGGGGCUGUAGAUAAAUUAGAGACAGAGGGGAGGGCAGGUGAGUGAAUGCAGUCCAGUCCAGCUGCUGCCCCUGCUGCUGCUGCUGUUGCUGGAGGAGGAGAAGGAAGAGGAGGUGGAGGAAGCUUAGAGUCUGGAGGAACAACAUUUUCCUGCAGAGACGACCAGCAAUGAUCAAAGCGCCUCCAGGGUUGCAGAUGUGGAAGGAGCACUGUGCAAGUUCUAGUCUUGGGUGUCUGGCCCAGUGAUUCAACCCCAGACAGGAGGAGGAAGAAGCAGAAGAAAGAAGGGCCAUGGGGCCGAGACUGGGCCAGGGUGUAGGCUGCUUCCUGCCUUUCCUGUUCUUGCUACAGAUGAUUAUGGUGUCACUCACCCACAGUCAAGGAUGUCCUCAACGUUGCGAGUGCAUUGCAAAGCUCAAGACUGUGUCCUGUUGUGGUAAACGCUUGUCUGUCCUGCCAGAAGGCAUCCCACUAGACACCAAGAUCCUUGAUCUAAGUGGGAAUAAACUUCGCUGGGUAGAACAUGGUGACCUGCUUCUAUAUUCACAUCUUGAAAAGCUGGACCUGAGUGAGAACAUGAUCAGUGUCCUGGAACCAAAUUCCUUUUCUAGUCUCCAGAACUUGCAGUCGCUUUCACUGAGGGGUAACCAACUGAAACUGGUCCCCAUGGGGGCUUUCUCACAUCUCUCCAACCUAACCUCACUGGACCUCAGUGGGAAUAAGAUUGUAAUUCUUUUGGACUUUACUUUCCAAGACCUUAAAAGUCUACAAAACCUGGAAGUUGGAGACAAUGAUCUGGUUUAUAUCUCCAACAAAGCAUUUCUUGGUUUAGUGGCGCUGAGAGAACUAACUAUUGAGAGAUGCAACCUGACUUCUGUGUCCAGCCAGUCUUUGUCUUACCUGCAUAACCUGGUGACUCUGCGACUUCGCUACCUCAGUAUCUCCACCUUAGAGGACCAGAACUUUCGUAAGCUGGGAAACCUGAGGGGCCUGGAGAUCGAUCACUGGCCCUUUUUGCAGCACAUUUCCCCUCACAGCCUCCAGGGUCUUAAUUUAUCUUGGCUGUCUAUUACACACACCAACAUCACCUCUGUGCCGACCUCUGCCCUGCGCAGUCUGGCUCACCUCACCAGCCUCAAUCUCUCCUACAACCCUAUCUCUGUGCUGGAGUCGUGGGCAUUGCGGGACCUCAUUAAGCUGAAGGAGCUGCAUCUAGUCAACACUAACCUCAUAGUGGUGCAGCCAUAUGCUCUAGGUGGUCUAAGGCAAAUCCACCUUCUUAACUUUUCUACUAACAGCCUGGUGACACUGGAAGAGGGAGCCUUUCAGUCUGUCAACACACUGGAGACACUGCGUUUGGAUGGGAACCCUCUGGCUUGUGACUGCCGCUUGCUCUGGAUCCUUCAGCGCAGGAAGACCCUCAAUUUUGAUGGUGCUUCCCCAGUGUGUAUGACGCCUGUUGAGGUGCAAGGACGGGCUCUUAUUGCUUUCUCUGACUCAGCUCUUUUUGACCACUUUACUUGUCAGAAGCCCAAAAUUCACAACAGGAAACUGCAGCAGGUAUCGGCCCGUGAGGGACAGGUAGUAUCUUUCAUUUGUAGAGCAGAGGGUGAGCCAACACCAGUGAUAUUCUGGAUCUCUCCGCAGCGUCGCCGCAUCACCACAAAGAGCAGUGGCCGGCUAACUGUGUUACCAGAAGGCACAUUGGAGAUACGGUAUGCCCAGGUAACUGAUAGCGGAACUUACAUCUGCAUAGCCAGCAACGCUGGUGGAAAUGACACGUACUUUGCCACACUUACUGUUAGUGGUCUACCGCUAGAUGCAGCCCUCACGGGCAACCGUACCUACUACGCUGGAGACCUUAAUGACACAAAUCUGAAUGAUACGAGAGUCUUCUUGAAGUUUACUCUGGACCUGAAGACCAUCCUCAUAUCCACGGCUAUGGGCUGCAUCAUGUUCCUGGGUGUGGUCCUGUUCUGUUUCAUUCUGCUUUUUGUGUGGAGUCGAGGGAGAGGGCAGCACAAGAAUAACUUUUCGGUAGAAUAUUCCUUCAGAAAAGUGGAUGGACCUGCUGCCAGUAGCAGACAGGGUGGGACGCGCAAGUUCAACAUGAAAAUGAUUUGAUUAUAUGGGUCUUGUUUUCCCUGUCUUAAAAAAGCUAGGACAGAGAGAGACAUAAAAACACUGGAUUGGACAUCUAGGCUCGCAAAACAUCAGAAGGAAUUAUUUAUAGGACAUUUUAGAUAAGGUUUUGUUAUUUAAAAACUACUGUAAGUAUGGUAAAGGUCAAUCUGUACUGAUUUACUAGCCUCUAUUUCUACCGCUCUUUGUUGUGUGUCCACAUUAUUGUGCAGAGGAAAUCUGCUUUAUACAUAAAAUGUCUCAAAAUAUUUUUAAGACUGUUAAAAGACCAAGUAACAGAAGCACUUAGUGUCCCCCCCAGUCUUUAACCUCUGCAAAGCUCUUGCCAACUCCAUCCCUACAAGGAGUGCUGUCAUCUUCAUCUUUAAAGGACUUCACCUCUCUGCUCCAUCUGAGGUGAUUCAAACACUCUAUCUCCAAACUCAUGAAUACAUAAUAACAGGGUGGCGAAGAAUGCCAAGGCCUUGCCAGUAUGUAUUUGAAUAGGUCCAGCUAUAUGGUACGCUGUGUAUUUAGACUCAUUUACAGUCAGGUCUUUAGAGCACAAUUAUGAUAUAAAUAUAGAGGUUGUUUUGCCGAUGGUGUGUUUGAACAUACAUUACAUUAGACACCAAGAGACUACACUCUGCAUCACUGCCAAUUUGACUGUAAAGCACCAUGUAAUAUCACUGUCAGUGGAAAGCUUUGGUAGAAGGAAGUUACUUCUCUUUAUGUUGGUCGAAGCUGUUUAAAACAAAACAGGGAGUCUGCAGGUUAAGCUACAAUUAAAGGAGCCAUGCACAUUUAUCUGGUGACAAAUCAAUAUAUGCAGACACACACUUAUUAGAUAGGUUUUCUAUUGUUGUCUAUCCACUACAUACUGUACAAGACUUUUUGAUCUGCAAAUACUCUAUAAAGGUUAACGUAUGUAUAGAGUUGGCUUAUUUUGAAAGUGGUUUGUUUAUUUGUAAAUUAAACAUUUGGUGGGGUACAUUCAUCUGAAAGUUAAAUAGAUCAUAAUGUAUUGGUAGGAAAUAUACUGUACAAGAUGUAUUAUAUAUUUUGAAAUUCUUGUUUGUUUACAGUACUGUGAUCAAUCAAGUUGUACUGUUCUACUGUAAUUCUACUGUUAAAGCCUUCAUUUCAAGUCAGCGAUAUCCAGUCCAGUUAUAUACAGAGGUUUUACAGUCACACUAUAUCAUGUCAUCAGAUACCGUAAAGACACACUCCCUGAGCUUGCACAAAAACUCACAAAGGUGUCAGGUCACUUACCUA
This is a messenger RNA of Monopterus albus (swamp eel), 3809 nucleotides long. RefSeq names its product leucine rich repeat and Ig domain containing 3a (gene lingo3a). Bases 705 to 2537 code for a protein of 610 amino acids. Lineage: Eukaryota; Metazoa; Chordata; Actinopteri; Synbranchiformes; Synbranchidae. Gene Ontology annotation, molecular function: protein binding. Gene Ontology annotation, cellular component: plasma membrane. The transcript has 3 exons. The record is from RefSeq and is a predicted model, not a curated record.